AUUUCUGUGAUUUGCUCCUGUGUUUGCUUCACUGAAAGGUUCAUCAUAAUGGCACCGCCUUUGCAAAGAAAAAGAGUUUCCAUCGUUUCUCUUUCGGGAAGAAUGAAGACCCCAUCAAAUAAACCAAAAGCAUGGUUUGGAUGCAGACACACACAAGUGAUACUCAUGUGCCUAGGCUUCUUUUGUUGCUAUGCCCUUCGGGUAACGCCAUCGGUGACUCUGGAAGCAAUGACCAAUGCGGCCAGCGCCAAUCCCAAUUUCCAGGAGUUUGACUGGGACAUGCAAAUAAAGAAUCUGAUUUUGAGCUCCUUUUUUUGGGGCUACACCUGUACGCAAAUACCUGCUAGUAUUCUCGCCCAGCAAUGGACCGCUCAGAGACUAUUCUCGUUGACUCUAAUCCUCGCGGGUUUGCUGACCCUCAGCGCUCCCAUUGCCGCUUAUUACGGCGGCUGGCAGAUGGUCGUUGCCACAAGGGUGAUUUGUGGUCUCGCACAGGGCACCGUUCUACCGUGUCUGCACACCCUGCUGUCUAAAUGGACGCCACCCGAGGAGCGUGGUAGAUUUUCAACAUUUGUUUAUUCUGGCGGCUGGAUGGGCAAUGUGGUAUGCUUAUUGAGUACCGGCUUUCUAGCAGCAUCUCCCAUAGGUUGGCCUAGCUGCUUUUACGUUUGGGGAAGUCUCAGCGUUCUCUGCGGUAUCGCUUUCUAUUUGUUCGGAAAGAACUCACCCUCUGAACAUCCCAGCAUACCUCUCGAUGAAAAAGAAUACAUCGAGAUAAGUCUCGGAGUAACCGAGAUCGACGAGAAACCCAAUACUCCGUGGAUAUCCAUAUUCCGAAGUUUGCCGGUCUGGGCAUUGUUGGUGACGCAAUGUGCACAAGGUUGGGGAUUUUGGAUGUUAUUGACAGAAACUCCGUCCUACAUGACUUCGAUCAUGCGUUUCGACAUCCAAAAGAACGGCCUGAUGACUGCAUUGCCCUACCUUACAGCAUGGAUUGUUAGUUUUCCGUUCAGCCUUGUGUCUGAUCUAAGCAUCAGAAAGAAAGUUAUAACGACGCAGAUGUCCCGGAAGAUCUGCAAUACGAUCGGUCAAUGGCUCCCGGCGGCCGCAUUGAUCGGGCUCGGCUAUGUAAAACAAGAUCAACCGGAAUUGGCAGUGGGCAUUCUCGUACUCGCUGUGUCUAGCAAUGUCGCCAUUUUUUGUGGCCAUAAUGUUAAUCACAUGGAUCUUAGCCCAAACUUUGCCGGCAUAUUAAUGGGACUUACAAACACCAUCGCGUCUGCUUGCAGCUUGCUCGCGCCACUGGUUACUAGCAUGAUCGUCCAAGAUGCUACUAAUAUUUUGCAAUGGCGAACCGUGUUCUUCCUGUCAGCCGGAAUAUAUAUAGCAGGCAAUCUAAUCUUCGUUUUAUUUGGCACCAGCAAGGUGCAAAAGUGGAAUGACCAAAUCAAGAGCAGACAAAGUAACACCACACACAAAAUAUCGAUGGAGCCAAUCGCGACAAUAGAGGAGCAUAAAAAUGCUGAGAAGAUGCCAUGAUGAUCAAAUAUAAAAAAUGUUAA
Molecule: messenger RNA, 1562 nt
Organism: Linepithema humile (Argentine ant)
Lineage: Eukaryota; Metazoa; Arthropoda; Insecta; Hymenoptera; Formicidae
Product: putative inorganic phosphate cotransporter
Biological process (GO): monoatomic anion transport; transmembrane transport
Cellular component (GO): membrane
Molecular function (GO): transmembrane transporter activity
Source: RefSeq, a predicted model, not a curated record